AUGGGAAUUUUACCCAAUCUCGGGGGGCCAAAGGAAAGUAUACGUCGAGUUUAUUUGGGAGUAGUGCGGAGUAUCGCGUUAUACGGUGCUCCGAUGUGGAGCACCGACCUGAUGGCCAGUCGGCGCAGCAUUUCAUUGCUGCAUAAAGUUCAACGCCGGCUGGCCAUCAGAGUCGUUAGGGGAUACCGCACUAUCUCCUUUGAGGCGGCGACACUCCUGUCGCGAUUGCCGCCGUUCGAGCUCCUGGCGGAGGCGGACGCUGAAGCGUAUUUCAGCGUCCGUCGAGCCCGUCAGGGCGGCGGGGUCUCGGCAGGAGUGACGGUCGAAGCGAGGCGCCAAGCUCGGCUACGCGCGCUGGACAAGUGGCAUACCUGGCUCUUUUCGCCACGGUACGUCCACAAGCCCGUCGUCGAGGCUGUCCUGCCCAACUUCUGGGACUGGUUGGACAGAGGUCAUGCGUCUCUGACCUUCCGACUGACGCAGGUGCUUACCGGGCAUGGUUGCUUCGGUGAGUACCUGCACGGAAUCGGUCGGGAGGCGACGGCAGUGUGUCACCAUUGCGGGCACGGGGAGGACACCGCACAGCACACGCUGGAGUUUUGUCCAGCGUGA
Messenger RNA from Ceratina calcarata, 612 nucleotides. RefSeq lists its product as uncharacterized. Lineage: Eukaryota; Metazoa; Arthropoda; Insecta; Hymenoptera; Apidae. The record is from RefSeq and is a predicted model, not a curated record. The transcript has a single exon. Bases 1 to 612 code for a protein of 203 amino acids.